AUGAGUUGUUUCCAUACAUUAAGAUUCAAACUACGCCAUAUUUUAUGGUUUAACACUUUUGGAGUAUUAACUCUUCUAACGUUAGGAUUCUUAGUCUAUGUAAACCAGGUUGUACACAUCGAUGGCGUCGUUAAAAAUAGUAUUAUCUUUAGAUUCUACCAUAAAAGCAUAACCAGGAAUGAGUCUUAUAUCAGCUUAUAUGAACCGGAUAUUGAACCAGCGCCUGAGAUUCAAGCUUGCGUUCACCCAGUCUUGUCUGUAAACGAUUCAGUUAUGAUGAAAUUUUUCAAGACAUAUCCAAAAAUUGUUUGUGGAGGAGAAGAAAAUUGGAUUUCUGUACAAAACGGAACAAUCCGAUUUUCAGUACAAGCAAAACAAAAUCACAAGAACUUUCAUUGUAAUUAUUUCCCUGUAAUUCGUGGUCCAGGUGAUAACAGUAUUUCCUUCGGUCAACCUAUAGUGAAUAUACGGAACGGUGCUCCAUUAGUAUCAGAUUUUUUCAAAAUUGUGUGUAAGGAUUUCAAGAGGAAUAAAUAUAUAAAUAUCCACGCUGGGAUCCAUGUGAACAAUACCAUAAAGGAACGACUUAAGAUCAUCAAGCCUCCGGCCAACGGGUUGGGUCUGUCUAUUGCCUUGCUUGGCUUUGAUUCCAUGUCUAGAAUGUCAUGGCUGCGUCGCAUGCCUAGAACCAGAGAAUUCUUGGUUAAAGAGUUAAAGGCUAUAGAACUUGAAGGAUAUAAUAUUCUAGGCGACGGUACUCCUGCAGCUCUAUUCCCUAUUCUCACUGGGAAACUAGAACAGGAACUACCAGAGGCCAGAAGAAACGUUGAAGGCGCCAAACCGGUAGAUGACUUCCCUUGGCUGUGGAGAAACUUUUCAAAACAUGGGUACGUCACUUCCUGGGCAGAUGCUCAAAUCAAGAUUGCCCCAUUCAACUACCGGUUACUGGGAUUUCAACACUCCCCAACGGAUUACUUCAUGCGUCCAUUUUAUUUGGCCGUGAAUCCGUUGUAUGGAAAAUUUUCCCCAAAUUGUCAUGGAUCUCUGCCCAGGCAUAUGGUUUGGUUCAACUGGAUCCGGGACAUUUUCUACAUGUAUAAGAAUGACCCCAAGUUUCUCGUUCAUUUUUAUACCCCUCUCAGCCACGAUGAUAAUAAUUGGAUAACUAUGGCUGACGAGGACCUAAGAACUUUCAUAUACGACCUUGAGAAAGGCGGCUUCUUAAACAACACACUUCUGGUCGUCAUGGGCGACCAUGGCGCCCGAUUUGCCGAAGUUCGACGAACCGUUUCCGGAAAGUUGGAAGAAAGAAUGCCCUACGUGAGCCUUCGCUUCCCACCUUGGUUUGAGCUGAAAUAUCCACAUUUGAUCAAGAACAUUCGAACUAACGUCAACAGACUUACAACUCCAUUUGAUCUACACGAAACAUUCAAAGAUUUUCUCUUAUUUGAUGAAGCGGGGUUAGGCGAUGUUAAAAACAGAGGCAUUAGUUUGUUCAAGGAGAUACCCUUAUCCAGAACUUGCGAUCAUGCCGGUGUUACACCACACUGGUGCGCAUGUACUGGGUGGACAAGUGUACCGGAAACAGAUCCACAUGUCAGAAGAGCUUUGCAGACUACUUUGGAGGUACUGAACAAUUUUACAGAUCCUUUCAGAUCUGAUUGUGCCUUGCUCCGCAUUGGUAAUGUUUCAAUGGUUUCGAAAAAGUCUGCUAACGAAGCAGAUAUCUAUCAAAUUACAUUUUUCACAGAACCAGGUAAAGGCGAGUUCGAGGUUACACUAGAACAUGAUACAGCCUCUAACGAGAUAACUUUAAAUUCGAAAUCAAUCAGUAGAAUUAACCAAUAUGGCAAUGACCCGGCUUGUGUUUUAAACAAAAACAGAGAAAUUCGGCAAUAUUGUUACUGCAAUAGUAACUUGAAUGCAAGCCCUAAUUUGACCAAGAGUACUGACUGA
Candidula unifasciata is the source of this 1956-nucleotide messenger RNA. NCBI's taxonomy places the organism in Eukaryota, Metazoa, Mollusca, Gastropoda, Stylommatophora, Geomitridae. The record is from the annotation of a GenBank genome assembly.